Durio zibethinus is the source of this 520-nucleotide messenger RNA. NCBI's taxonomy places the organism in Eukaryota, Viridiplantae, Streptophyta, Magnoliopsida, Malvales, Malvaceae. The record is from RefSeq and is a predicted model, not a curated record.
UAUUCCCUUUCCAUUUGCCAACAUAAAAAUGGUUUCUCUCCAUUUUUGCUCGCUUCAAAGAAAGCGUCUCCCACUUUUUAACACCAACCAUUCAGCACUUAUCUCUCAAUUAAUUGAACAUGGUGGGAAUAAUAAUGCCAAGAAAACAAUAAACUUAUCAUCUUCUUCUUGGAUUGUUCGUGCAGUGGAGAAAGAUUCAAAGCAGUUUGAAGUAGACCCAGAAAAGGCUAAAGAAGCCCUUCAAAAGCUUGACCAGCAGCUGCAAACCCUCUCUAACAAACAAGUCAGCACUCCUAAGAUCAGAGCAUUAGAUGUAAAACUUACAAGAGACAAAAUGGUGGAAGAUACCCCAGAAGUUUCAGGGUCUUUCUUGGCAUAUUUAACUAUUGCUCUCCUUACUUUCACAAUCUUUUACAAUAUCUGUUUUUAUGCGGUGAUAAAGCCAUCCAUUGAUGGACCGGAGUCAGCUCCACAAUCUAGCAGCCAAAGUGAGUCAAGGGGUGCAGCAGUUUUGCAGUAG